AUAUCGACUAAGGGCAGUUCCUCUUCUUCUCCCACUUUUCAGAAAACCUUAAACCCUUGAAAAGCUUCCAUGGCGGUUCAACCCCGAUACCAUGUGAACUAAGCCUGGUAUUUAAGUGGGGAAGGGUAGAGGACUGCAGUUGGUCCUAAGGAUCGGCCUCAGAUGGGUUUCUCGGUCAUAAAAAAAAAUUCAGAAGGUUGGUACUGAAAAUCUUCUGAAGAACUCCAGACAGUACCAGUUAACCCCAAGCCUUUUUUGAACAAUUUGACUGGAAAGCCUGUGAUGGUAAAGCUAAAGUGGGGAAUGGAGUACAAAGGGUACCUGGUCUCAGUGGAUUCAUACAUGAACUUGCAGCUUGCAAACGCAGAAGAAUACAUUGAUGGACAAUGCACUGGUUCUCUUGGAGAGAUCCUGAUUAGAUGUAAUAAUGUCCUCUAUCUUCGUGGUGUACCUGAGGAUGAAGAAUUGGAAGAUGGCGACCGCGACUAGAUAGUGUUUUGUAUUAGUAGUGUGAUGGUUCUUUUGGUGCAAUCAGAUUUCUGGUUCAUUGAACAUGAUGGAACAACAUAUUCGUCUGCUCGAAUGUAUUAUCAAUUAUGUGUAAGCUUUCCUAGAUGCUGCUAUCUAAUCUAUAUGAUGAUGGAUAUAGUUGGGGAAGAGGUUGGUUUUCACUAUAGAACAAAACGAAGAUGGAAACGCCUCCCUUCUUCAUAUUGAGGAUCUUGAUAAACUCUACGACUAUGAGGAUUCAAGUAGGUUUUUGGAGUGUGUUUAUGGUCUA
Messenger RNA from Nicotiana tabacum (common tobacco), 781 nucleotides. NCBI's taxonomy places the organism in Eukaryota, Viridiplantae, Streptophyta, Magnoliopsida, Solanales, Solanaceae. The record is from RefSeq and is a predicted model, not a curated record.